AUCAUUGGGGCACCGUCAAUUAAAAUCUAUGAAGAUUAGUAAUAGAGAAUUUAUCGAAAACGUCAUUUGUGUUGAGUGAAAAAUAGAACUUCUUACCAGGGCGAGGGAAAGAAGAGUAUUUUUCGAGCGAAAGAUUUGUUUGAAUGUAACAUUUUUCAGGGAAAUUAAGUUCAAUUUGUAUACAAACGUGCUUACAAUGGCCGACGACAUACUUUUUGACUUAUUGCACUCCGAAAUCAUUAACUAUUCACUAGAACAAUCGAAAGAUAAUAAUGAAAAAAAGGAAGUAGAUCUCUCAGUAGUUGAGUACAUUGGGUUUUCGGCUGGGUACAAAAUAAUGGAAAGACUAACAAGAGAAUGGCCAAGAUUCAAAGACGAGUUGGAUACUAUGAAGUUUAUUUGUACAGACUUUUGGACAUGUAUUUACAAAAAACAGAUAGACAAUUUGCGUACUAACCACCAGGGUGUCUAUGUGUUACAAGAUAAUGCUUUCCGUUUCCUUACAAAUUUCUCCAAUGGCCAUCAGUACUUGGAAUAUGCUCCAAGAUAUGUGGCAUACACUUGCGGUCUGAUUAGAGGAGGUCUGGCCAACCUAUGUAUUAACAGUGUUGUUACUGCAGAAGUCCAGUCAAUGCCAUCUUGCAAGUUUCACAUACAUGUCCAAAGAACUUAGCUUAAAAAAUAAUUUAUUUAUAUAGAUGUAGUAGUUAUGUGAUGUCAUUCUAUUAUUAUUACUGUAUUAUAAAUAUUUAAGUUAAAUACAUCUACAUAAUAAUUUAAUAAGGUAAUUUUAAUUAAGGACUCACAAAGAGAAUAAACUGAAUACACCUGAGAAUUU
Messenger RNA from Hyposmocoma kahamanoa, 838 nucleotides. It is a transcript of the gene Trs33, whose product is annotated as trafficking protein particle complex subunit 6B. Gene Ontology annotation, cellular component: cis-Golgi network; trans-Golgi network; TRAPP complex. The coding region runs from base 197 to 673 and encodes 158 amino acids. Lineage: Eukaryota; Metazoa; Arthropoda; Insecta; Lepidoptera; Cosmopterigidae. The transcript is spliced from 3 exons. The record is from RefSeq and is a predicted model, not a curated record. Gene Ontology annotation, biological process: endoplasmic reticulum to Golgi vesicle-mediated transport; regulation of GTPase activity.